This is a messenger RNA of Helobdella robusta, 729 nucleotides long. RefSeq lists its product as hypothetical. NCBI's taxonomy places the organism in Eukaryota, Metazoa, Annelida, Clitellata, Rhynchobdellida, Glossiphoniidae. The record is from RefSeq and is a predicted model, not a curated record. The coding region runs from base 1 to 729 and encodes 242 amino acids. The transcript has 8 exons.
AUGGCCACCCAGGACUCAACCAAUGUUCCACCACUCUUGGCGGAUCAAGAGGGAGACGGGAGUGGCCAUUGGCACAAAUAUUUCCAAUUAGUACAUCUCUAUGUACCUUUGGAUGUAUUUAUGUAUAAAAUCGUUCCUCUGACAACUGUUGAAGAUUGCUUCAGCUGGCUACUCCAACAAAAAGGAAAGAGUACGGAAGUCUUAUCUGGGGUCAGACGGUUCGACGAGGGUAGUCUAAAAAUAGCACACAAAGAUCUCGAAUUGAAAAUCGAAAAUGAGUCUAACGUUUAUUCGGAGUUCCGUCAGUCCAUCCGGAAGGAUGAGUACGAAUCUCACCUCUUCGAAAUGAACAAAAAACAUAUGGAAGCCAAAUAUGACCAGCUCAUCGACGAGAAUGUGAGAAACCUCGCCACAUUAAAGUCAUUCAUUGAAAUCUCGGUAUUGCAAAAGCCUAUUUCCGAAUUAUCUCACACAGUAGACGAAACAACGAUGAACAUUGUCCAGAUGAUUAAAACGAGUAACCCAGCUCUCGGUGAUGAUGAUGAUGAUGACGACCGUCGUCGUGGUUAUGGUAAUGAUCCAGCUCGUGAAGGCAAUGAUGACGAUCGUGAAAUAUUCUACAGAGUUCGAAAGGAUGGACUGAUAAGAAGUUGGAAGGUGAUAGAAGAUCUGACGAAGUGCCUCGUUGUACACGUCAGACAUUCGUCAUCAUACUGCCAGGUUUUGUAA